AAAAAAAAAAAAAAAAGAAAGAAAAAGAAAAAGAAAAAGAAAAAACAAUAUGAUAACAGCAGAACCAUCGCCUUCAGUCCAAACAACGUUAGAAGAAGGCUUCUUUGAUCCACUCUACAAAGUACAGAUACCAGACAAAGAACUUAAUGAACUGAUAUCGAAACAAGCUUCUUUGAAGCCUGAGGAGCUCUUAAGCGAGUUUGAUACGAUUACCCAGCGUAUCACACUAUGGCUAGAAACUGCUCACAUGAUUGCUUUUACAAUCGAACAAAAUGUAAAGCGAGGCGACACUAUAGUGGAACUCUAUACGGUGGAACCCCUCGAACUUUCUUGCAAUAAAGUACAGCCCCUGAUACAACUUUUGGCGGAAUUUGUAGAUGAACAAGACGAACUCAAUAGUAACUAUCAAACCAAGUUAAAAUGGACUAAAAUACAGUCAGAAUGGUCUGGUCUACAACACUUUAUUUCUUUUGUAAAGAACUUGAUUGAGGAAUCCAACGAGAAGUUUCAUCUGAGAACUUUGAUGGAGAAUAUUUUGUUACAGAUUGAUGACUUGUCAAUCAUGAUUUUUCAGUUUCAAGAAAAGAGGCAUAUUGCUGCUGUUACAAUUAGCCCUGCAACGCCACCUCCAGAGGCAAAUACGGCAGUAGAAGAACAAUCAAAGAAGGAAGAUAGUAUUUUACUCGAAAUCGAUAACCGAGUAGGUCCUUUGUUCACAAGCGUUGAAAAGGUCUAUACGCGUAUGACGUCUCCGAAUCCACCUCAAGAUAACACAGGUCUUUUGACACGUAAACAUUUGCUCGUACAAGAGCGCUGGGAGUGUCUCCGCGUAGAAAUCGAUGAACUUAAAAUGGAACUCAAAGAGGAUCGUUGGCUUGUCGUCUUUAAGCAAGUCGCUGAUCAAGUAGACGAAAUGAUGAAUGGACUUGAUAAAACAGUAGCUCAAUGCUAUUCAACAAUACAACAGAUAAAGGAACAUGGCGUCAAUUAUCUCAUUACUAGUUCUUCUUCCACUACCUCAAACUCCUCCUCCUCUACUACAAACACAAUCAACUCUUCAUCAAAUACAACACCUGGCAUGGUUGAUCUGAAAACUAAGCUUCGAUCUGUCGAAAAGAAUUUUGAGGCUAAAUACAAGUAUUACACACCUUCCAUUGCAAAAAUGCUAAUGAUGCUUGGGAACGGAAUUGCUGCACGCGUGUCCCGAAAUGUUGCAACGUUACAACGUCAUGAGGCCAUGCUAGCAAGAUGGGACAAUCUCAAGGCAACAAUGGAUCAUUUGCGCAAACGAGAUUUGCCUGAUAUAGUCGUGGUUGAAUCGACCAUGUCAGAUAACACAUCAAAUGCUGGUUGUUGGUCUCGUCUUAGUGACCGUAGUGACAGUACUGCCGGUAGCAUCAGUAACUGGAAAGAUUUGCUUCCGCCAAGUUCAACACCCACGACUGCUCGUUUUAUUCACAACAAAUCGUCAUCUCCUUCCUUAAGCAGUCAUAUGGACGAGACAAAUAGUAUGGAUUUUGUCAGAUCAAGAAGCCCAUACAACACCAAGUUCAAUAACCAUAGUCCAUCGCCUUCUUUGUUUAUUGAAGAAAAGAGCCGUAGGACAACACCGGGUGAUCAUCAUCUUUGGCGCUCUAUGAAUGGUGGCUCUGCUUCACCCAACAAUGGAGGCAGGAGAACAGCCAGUCCUUCUUUCUAUACUCGGGAUAGUUUUAGUCCUAUCAGUAGUGGGCUUCGACCUAGUUCGAUUAGCCCCUCUAGUAGCAGAACAACACAGACAACACAAGUGGCUACACCCACCAUGAUCCGUCUUCACAAUAGGUCACCAGACAUUGUUGAAGAAGAAGAGGACGACGAUAUGAUAUCGACAAAGGACUUUAGAAGGCCAACUAUCAGAUCCAAGAGUAGUUUAUCAGCAAAUCAACCAAACCAGCAUUUAGGAACAAGAUCGGUUACACCAAGUAUACGCCGUAGUGGAACACCUUCCAUGAUUCCAAGACCCAAGACACCUAAUACAAACAAGAACCUAAAGUUAGACAGCAGCAGACCCAGAUCAUCUAUGGCGCGUAUUACAAACCUUACCUCUCCCAAAUUAAAUCGAUCACAAUCUCCCUUUACUUCUGCCACCACCACCACUACUAAAAGCAAUUCUAAAUAUUAUAAACCUGACCCCAAAGACCCUUUGGAUAAAGAAGUUGCCAUGAUAGUUAAUCGAAGUCCAAUACCAAUCCAAUGCUCCAAGAAGCAAGGUGGUGGAGAUGGAAGGUAUUAUUUUGGUAAUGAAUUAACGCCAUCGCUGGGAGGUGGUAAAAAGAUUUAUACUUGUAAAUUGAUGACUUAUGAAAAUAGUGGAAGAAACAAAGUAUUGAUUCGUGUCGGUGGUGGCUGGCAAGAUCUAGAGAUCUUUUUGCUUGAACACAUGAACUUGAUUGGAUAAGCCAUAAAAUUAAAUAAAGAAAUAUAUUUUGAUGGAUAUUUGUUUAAGUUAUUGAAAUAAAAGACCGAAAAGAUAA
Messenger RNA from Gilbertella persicaria, 2513 nucleotides. RefSeq lists its product as uncharacterized. The record is from RefSeq and is a predicted model, not a curated record. NCBI's taxonomy places the organism in Eukaryota, Fungi, Mucoromycota, Mucoromycetes, Mucorales, Choanephoraceae. Gene Ontology annotation, molecular function: microtubule binding. The transcript has a single exon. Gene Ontology annotation, cellular component: cell cortex; mating projection tip; spindle pole body. Gene Ontology annotation, biological process: mitotic spindle orientation checkpoint signaling; nuclear migration along microtubule; establishment of spindle localization. The coding region runs from base 50 to 2437 and encodes 795 amino acids.